This is a messenger RNA of Serpula lacrymans var. lacrymans S7.9, 927 nucleotides long. RefSeq lists its product as uncharacterized. NCBI's taxonomy places the organism in Eukaryota, Fungi, Basidiomycota, Agaricomycetes, Boletales, Serpulaceae. The record is from RefSeq and is a predicted model, not a curated record. Bases 18 to 815 code for a protein of 265 amino acids. Gene Ontology annotation, molecular function: calcium ion binding; monooxygenase activity. The transcript has 2 exons.
GGGCCACCCAUAACACCAUGCCCCAACCUGAAGGUCCUGCCACCACAGCGACUUUUGCUCCUGUCACAAAGCAACGAGGCUACCGCCAUGACACCGACAGCUCGGUUCCAAAACCAUACGUUGCUCGUGCUGCAUUAGCACCAACCAUAGAUCAUCCAGAUGGGUCUCCUAAUUAUUCAAAAAAAUAUAGUGAAUACUCUGUUAUGCAACAGCAUGUCACGUUCUGGGACAAGGACAAAGAUGGUGUAAUUUGGCCAAUUGAUACCUUCUUUGGUUUCCGUGAACUUGGCUUCAAUCUUCUGUUCAGUAUUCUCGCGGUCAUCGUCGUUCAUUUCGGCUUGUCCCUUCCCACCCAUCUCGCGGUGUCUUAUCUCCCUGACCCCUUCUUCCGUAUCUACGUCAAGCCUAUCCACAAAGACAAACACGGUUCAGACUCGGGUGCUUUCGACACAGAAGGGAGGUUCAUCCCGUCUCGCUUCGAGGAUGCAUUUUCCAAGUAUGCGGCCCCGUCGAAAGAUUCGCCCACAUUCCCAUCCGACUCACUUUCCCUCCGCGAAGUCUUCAAGUUGAUGAGGGGUCAGCGCUGCGCCAUGGACCCAUUUGGAUGGACUGCUUCGACACUUGAGUGGGGGACUUCUUGGCUGUUGCUGCAGAAGAAUGGCAGGAUCGAUAAGGAGGAUAUGAGGAAGGUGUUUGACGGAUCGAUAUUUUUCGAGAUUAGCGAUGCGCGCAAGAAGGGAGGUUGGAAUAAAGGGUGGGGAAUUGGAGGCGAUGGAUUCUUAGGUAGCGAGAAAGUUCUGCCUUUUAGUUUAUAAACCUUGACUUUGAUUUCUUGUGACAAGAACAUUUGUAAAAAUAUGUUUUGAUCCCAGAUGCCUCGCUUGUGACAAUUAUUGAAUAUGCUGUUGCAUGAUAGUGGUUUUACUC